Neodiprion virginianus is the source of this 1954-nucleotide messenger RNA. It is a transcript of the gene Lapsyn, whose product is annotated as protein lap4-like. NCBI's taxonomy places the organism in Eukaryota, Metazoa, Arthropoda, Insecta, Hymenoptera, Diprionidae. Bases 766 to 1854 code for a protein of 362 amino acids. The transcript has 3 exons. The record is from RefSeq and is a predicted model, not a curated record. Gene Ontology annotation, cellular component: voltage-gated potassium channel complex. Gene Ontology annotation, molecular function: potassium channel activator activity; transmembrane transporter binding; voltage-gated potassium channel activity.
GCCACCUCAGGUUUCAAGCCUCAGCAGCAGUUUGAUGUCGGACGCUGUUGCGGCAGCAUCGAGACUCGCGCGCCGAUCGGAACCUUUGGCGUCUCUUUUAAAGCUGCGCAGGACUCGCAGCCACAUCGUUUUUCAGGAAUAAUUUUCCCCGAUUUUCGUACCGGUUUCCGGCAGGUUCCUGCAGUUCGACCGAUUAUCAUCCCGUUUCGCAGACUCGUCAAACCGGUAAAAAAAAAAGUCAUGCGUAAUCCUUGCGCGACCAGGACUCGGCAGGCAAUGACGAUCAGCGGUGCUUACAAGCUUUGGAUAAUCGCGUUUUAGUGCAAGGUGGAAAAUGUGCGGUGGAAAAAAUCUAUUAUUGUAGCAUUUAACUAGGUUUGAAUAAUCUAAACUUUGGUGUGUGCGAUCGUUGUGAUUUGGCGGUCAAACUACAACCGUUUCGAAAAACCGAACGAUGAUCGUAAUUCGGCAGUAAAGAGAGCUUCUCGCAGUGCGUCGACUACUCUGUGCAACGAUUAUUCAAUAUACGUACGGUCGCAACAGUGUCUUCUUACAAAUUAUUUACCGCCUAUUUACAAUUGUUCGUUUGCCGAAACACAAUUUCAUUUGUUUAAAUCGAGAAUCAUCAUCGAUCGUUCCGUGAGGUUUCAAUCGUGAGUGAGUCAGGAUUUUAACACAGGUAGUACGCGUAUCGUUGUCAGUGAUAACAAACGAAUCGUCAUUUGGAUGAAUCAUACUUUGGCUGGCUGAAAUUAAGCGCAAAAAAUGAAGAUCGAUUUCACGCCUCUGACAACUGGUUCGACCAAAGCCAUGACCAUCCUGCUAUCCAACGGAAUCUUCUCGCUGAUUCUGUGCAUGGCAGCUGCUCCAGCUGACGUAAUGGUGCUCGGCAAGCCGAGCUUCAUCUCAGACCAAGGCCAGUUCGUUCGUAAAUGUAUUUACUCCAAAUGGUAUUCGAAGCUGCAGGUCAAUUGCAGCAGGAGAGAUUUCGAGAACAUUCCAGAGAAACUGAACACCAAAGUCGAGAUAAUGGUGAUGUCCUCCAACCGGCUGAGAGAAGAAUUACCGCCUCAUACCUUCGCCCCGUAUACAAGACUGGUGUCCCUCUUCCUCAAUGACAAUUUUUUGAGCGAUAUCAACAACACUAUCGAGGACCUCCAGUAUCUUCAAGUCCUCGACAUAUCUGACAACGGUUUUUACGUCCUACCGUCGACCCUCUUCCAGCUUCCGUAUCUCCGUACGCUGUACCUGUCGCACAACUUCCUCACGGACGGAACAUUCAAGCUGGAAGUAACUGCGCCAAUCGAACAUCUUGAGAUCGGGCGGAACAAGUUGACGAAAAUACCGUCGAUCGGACCUCAGCCGUCGCUGACUAAACUGAACCUAUCGACUAACAACAUUGAUCGGCUAUCGGUGGACGAUGUGGCUCCGUUCUGCAAAUUAGAAAUCUUGGAUAUCACCAACAAUCCCAUAUCGUUAGGGGACUCGAGUUGCGAUUGUCACCAGUUCAUGAAGUGGGUGAAAAUACGUAACAUAACGCUUGUAUCGAAUAUUGCCUGUAAACGCGAGACCCUCGAUUCUUGCAGCGCAACGAGUUUCACAAACGAGACGAUGGCGUUGUACAACGAAUGCUUAGGAGCGAUCGAGAUCGCCAAAGCUCAAGCCAAGGCGAAGGCGACCUGGAUAACAGCGGGAAGCUGCAUCCUCGCCUUUCUGGUUUGCGUCAUAAUCGGUCUUUACUGUGUCCAUAAGAGGAAUAAGAAGCGGGAAAAGAAAAAGAAGAAGGCGCAAACAUUGGCCGCAAAUAACGCGAACACGGAACUGCUCAACGGCAAUUUGCCUGAGCCAGUCUAGGAGGCGGUCCUCGAGUGAAAAUGUGCCUGAGCUUCGCUUCAAUGGCGGAUAAAUCGCCGGUGAUAAGGAACACGCGUGGUCUUGAACGACCAGACGUGAG